This is a messenger RNA of Impatiens glandulifera, 693 nucleotides long. Its product is annotated as CASP-like protein 2C1. The transcript has 3 exons. NCBI's taxonomy places the organism in Eukaryota, Viridiplantae, Streptophyta, Magnoliopsida, Ericales, Balsaminaceae. The coding region runs from base 27 to 584 and encodes 185 amino acids. The record is from RefSeq and is a predicted model, not a curated record.
UGAGUGAUCAUCAUGAUAGAAGAAAGAUGGGUAUUUUAGGAAGUGAAGGUGUUCUUAGGCUUGGAGCUGCGGUUCUUCUGGUGGUCACGGCCUGUUUGGUAGCCUUGGAUUCCCAAACCAAGUUCCUUUACUAUCAAAUUGCCAAAAAAGCCACUUACAAGGAAUUGAACGCCCUUUACGUGGUGGUGUGGGUUCACUCGGCGGCGGCUAUUUAUAGCCUGCUGCAGUCUGGAAGAUGCUUCUUCUUCGCCGCACCUAUUCAUCAUGGAACUUCAAGACCGGCCACAUCUUCUUACCUCACAACUGCCACUCUUUGUUUCAUACUAGACCAGGUUGUAGUUUAUGGGGUGUUCUCUACUAAUUCAGCCGGGGUUGAGGCGUCAAUUAUGGCGAUAACCGGUGCAGACAGCUUUCAAUGGAUGAAGUUAUGCAAUAAGUUCACGAGAUUCUGCUACCAAAUUGGGGGAGCUUUAUUGUGUGGUUAUGUGGCGUGUCUAUUGAUGAUUGUUGUUUCCUCCAUUUCCGCUUUCAAUCUUUUUCGACUCUAUUCUCCUAACAAGUUCCUUAUCCUAAAAGCUAAGUGAUUAUCUAAAUUAAAACUUAUGUUUGAUUCAUUUAAUGUUUGUUUGAAUCAACAUCACAUGCUUGUGCUUUUUCAUUUGCAUAGAAUAGAACUCCCCUGUUUUUUUUUUU